This is a messenger RNA of Sapajus apella (tufted capuchin), 2607 nucleotides long. RefSeq names its product ubiquitin associated and SH3 domain containing A (gene UBASH3A). Lineage: Eukaryota; Metazoa; Chordata; Mammalia; Primates; Cebidae. The record is from RefSeq and is a predicted model, not a curated record. The transcript is spliced from 15 exons. Gene Ontology annotation, molecular function: protein binding. Gene Ontology annotation, cellular component: cytoplasm. Gene Ontology annotation, biological process: negative regulation of T cell receptor signaling pathway. Bases 128 to 2119 code for a protein of 663 amino acids.
CUUUUGUCAGAAAGAUCAAAAAGGGCUUGAGGUUUUUCUUCGCAGCCUCAGCCUUGCCUCUCCCCCUCUCACUUUAUCUCCUCGUUUCUGUGUGCAGGCGAGCUUCUUGGCCUACGGGCAGGAAGAGAUGGCAGCGGGGGAGACGCAGCUCUACGCCAAGGUCUCCAACAAGCUCAAGGGCCGCAGCACCCCCUUGCUCCUGGAGCCCCUCCUGGCCAUGGGCUUCCCGGUGCACACCUCGCUGAAAGCGCUGGCAGCCACAGGCAGGAAGACGGCAGAAGAGGCCUUGGCCUGGUUGCAUGGUCAUUGCAAUGACCCUUCCCUAGACGACCCCAUCCCCCAGGAGUAUGCCCUUUUCCUCUGUCCAACGGGGCCCCUGCUGGAAAAACUUCAAGAGUUCUGGAGAGAGAGCAAGCGCCAGUGUGCAAAGAACAGAGCUCAUGAGGUCUUCCCACAUGUGACACUCUGUGACUUCUUUACGUGUGAAGACCAGAAGGUGGAGUGCCUGUACGAGGCACUGAAGAGAGCUGGAGACAGGCUCCUAGGCUCCUUCCCCACGGCCAUGCCCCUGGCUCUCCACUCCUCCAUCAGCUACCUCGGCUUCUUCAUCAACGGCAGCCCCGCAGACGUCAUCCGGGAAUUCGCCAUGACCUUCGCCACAGAAGCAUCUCUCUUAGCAGGUGAGCAGCAGUUCCGUGUCCACUUCUGGAUUUUCAGCCAGGUGCCUGGACAUGGUCUUAACCUGAGGCUGAAGAAUUUAACUACAGCCUCCUUCGUGAGCCACUGCAGCCUUCAAAAAUACUGUACCGUGAAGCCAUGCACCAAGCAGCUACAUCUGACCUUGGCCCACAAGUUCUACCCCCACCACCAGAGGACGCUGGAGCAGCUGGCCAGAGCCAUCCCCCUGGGCCACGGCUGCCAGUGGACGGCAGCCCUCUACUCCCGAGACAUGCGCUUCGUGCACUACCAGACCCUGAGAGCCCUCUUCCAGUACCAACCCCAGAAUGCGGACGAGCUGACGCUAAGUCCUGGCGACUACAUCUUUGUGGACCCCACACAGCAGGACGAAGCCAGCGAGGGCUGGGUGAUUGGGAUCUCACAGCGGACAGGCUGCCGGGGCUUCCUGCCGGAAAACUACACGGAUCGAGCCAGCGAGUCUGACACCUGGGUUAAGCACAGGACGUACACCUUCAGUCUAGCUGCGGACCUGAACUCCAGAAAGGACGGGGAAGCCAGCAGCAGACGCAGUGGGGAGUUUCUUUCACAAACAGCCAGGAGUCUCAGUAGCAUACAGGCCUUGCAGGCCACAGUUGCAAGGAAGAGCGUGCUGGUGGUUCGCCACGGGGAGAGGGUGGAUCAGAUCUUCGGGAAGUCAUGGCUACAGCAAUGCUCCACUCCCGACGGGAAAUACUACAGGCCAGACCUGAACUUCCCUUGCAGUCUGCCCAAACGGAGUCAUGGGAUCAAAGACUUCGAAAAUGAUCCCCCAUUAUCAUCGUGUGGCAUUUUCCAGUCCAGAAUUGCAGGGGACGCGCUACUGGACAGUGGUAUCAGAAUCAGCUCUGUGUUCGCCUCCCCAGCCCUCCGCUGUGUGCAGACGGCCAAGCUCAUCCUGGAAGAACUCAAACUGGAGAAAAAAGUCAAGAUACGAGUGGAACCUGGACUGUUUGAAUGGACAAAAUGGGAAUCUGGCAAAACCACCCCAACCCUCAUGAGCCUGGAUGAGCUGAGAGAGGCAAAUUUCAACAUUGACACUGAUUACAGGCCCGCGUUUCCCCUGUCUGCCCUCAUGCCGGCCGAGAGCUACCAGGAGUACGUGGACAGGUGCACAGCGAGUGUGCUGCAGAUCGUCAACACCCAACUGCAGGACACAGGCGUCAUCCUAAUUGUGAGUCACGGCUCCGCGCUGGAUUCCUGCACGCGGCCGCUGCUGGGGCUGCCGCCCCGGGAGUGCGGGGAUUUUGCCCAGCUCGUGAGAAAGAUCCCUUCCCUGGGCAUGUGCUUCUGUGAAGAAAAUAAAGAGGAAGGAAAAUGGGAGUUGGUCAACCCACCAGUGAAGACCCUGACCCACGGGGCGAACGCAGCAUUUAACUGGAGGAACUGGAUCUCAGGCAACUGAGAGCCACGGUGGUGUUCUCAUCACCUCAGAGUGGAGAGGCAGAAACCACGUGCAGAGGCUGGGAGACGCUGCUCUUUCCAAGGUGUCUCAGUCUCACCCAGUGUGAUUUGUAGAAGCACAGGGCGCACUUUUAUGUUCCGGAAUAUUUCCCGCCGGCUUUCACCUGUGUGACUCCCAUCCAUGGACCCGUCAUCCACCAGACCAGCUGUGGAGGGCCCAGGGCAGAUGGCUGGGUGAGGACGCCGCCCUGUGGCAGGUGCACCUAGUGUCUGCAGCCGGGGAAACAACCACCUGGGACUCUAACUUCCAGGAGCUAAAGACUCACCACACACGAAAGAUCCAGCCCCUUCAUUUUCUAUGGUCUGAUCACUAAAUUCCCAAUCAUCUUUUCUUUUUCUAUUCCCAACACUAUUUAGCCAUAUCCACAUAGGCUAAAACAGGUGUAAUCGUCAAUAAAAUGGUCCCAGAAAACCGUCUACCAGAUCAAA